GUAAAGGUCGUUUGAAACAUGGCCGCUCCCUUGGAUGACAUGUUUUCCCUUUGCGUGGAACCCGGUAAAGUCACCAGCAACGUGGAAGUGAGAUUUAUAGACAACGUUAAGGGAAAGGGCCUCUUUGCUAAGAAAAGCAUCAAGAAGGGGGACACCAUUUUCAUUGAGCGACCUCUGGUUUCUGCACAGUUCCUGUGGAAUGCCUUGUACAAGUAUAAAGCCUGUGAGUUCUGCUUACGAGCUCUGGAAACUGCAGAGGAAAAUGCCAGGAGACUCAGCGGAAAGCCAGCGCUGACCCUUCCUCGUCCCGAGCUCUGCCGGGUUCGGCCAGAGCUGCACCAGGCCUGCCCGCAGUGCCAGGUGAUGUACUGCAGCAGCGAGUGUCGGCAGGCUGCGGCAGACCAGUAUCACCGGGUUCUGUGUCUGGGUCCCUCUCAGGAAGAUCCAGACCACCCCAUCAACAAGCUCAAAGAUGCAUGGAGGAGUAUGCAUUAUCCCCCCGAGACCUCCAGCAUCAUGCUUAUGGCCAAAAUGGUAGCUAUAGUCAAACAGGCCAAAGAUAAAGCACACUGGCAGAAGCUGUUCUCUCACUUCUGCAGCCGGACGGCGAACGAGGAGGAGGAGAUCGCCCAUAAGCUCCUGGGAGAACAGUUCAGGGGACAGUUGGCCUUGUUGCACACUACUUUUACAGCAGCACUUUUUGACGACAAUCUGAGUCGGUGGUUUGUUCCGGAGGGUUUCCGCUCUCUGUUCGCUUUGGUCGGAACGAACGGACAAGGCAUCGGCACCAGUUCCCUGAGCCAGUGGGUCCACGCCUGUGAUGCGCUGGAGCUCCCCGCCCAGCAGAGGGAGCAGUUGGACUCUUUUAUCGACCAGCUGUACAAGGACAUCGAAAAAGAAACCGGAGACUUCCUGAACUGUGAGGGCUCCGGACUGUUCCUGCUUCAGAGCUCAUGUAACCACAGUUGCAUCCCGAAUGCAGAGGCGUCCUUCCCCGACAACAACUUCCUGCUGCACCUCAGUGCCCUUCGUGACAUCAUCCCCGGAGAGGAGAUCUGCAUCAGUUAUUUGGAUUGCUGUCAGCGGGACAGAAGCCGACACAGCAGGCACAAAAUUCUGAGGGAGAACUACCUGUUUAUCUGCUCGUGCCCAAAGUGCAUGUCCCAGACGGAUGAGCUGGAUGUGACAUCUGAGGAGGAAGAGGAGGAAGAGGGCGAGGCAGAGGGCGAAACGGAGGGGGACGAGAUGGAAGAUGAGAUGACAGAUGUUUGAUGAAAGACUCGCCCUCAUUGUUCCCCGUCAUUUCUAUUCCUGCAACCAGAAAGCAAACGAGAAUAAAGAGCAGUUCACCUCACAAUCCGCUUUUCAUCAGGGCCGCCCAAACGUGUGGAGCAACUUCCUAUUAGAAACCCACCCUGCGCAUUCUUUGUUUUAAAAGAUUCGCCAUAGAAACGCACAUAUGAGUGCGUUCUGGUGUGGGUGUUUAAUUACAAUCAGUUUCAUUGUUCUGGCAGCUUACUCACAGCUGAUUUCCAAGGCAAACAUAUGAUUUAAGUACCGUUAGGCAUCUUUACAGGAAAAAAUGCUUUCAGUUCCUUUUCUUUAUGUUUUUUUUUGUUAAGAUAAAUCAUCAACGGAUCUAUUGGAAAAUGGCCAAAUGAUAAUUCCAGCACACUUGCAACACAACUGACACACAGCUUGCGUUUGGAGCAUCAGCAGGUGUGCAGAGUAAGCUGUAGGAUUUGGAAGCUCUCAUCAAGCUUUUCUUUCUCAUAUUUUCUCUUUUCAAGUUCUACCUAAUCCAAAAUGUUUCCCUGUCUGCCAUUUGUUACAGUUUGAAUAGUCUUUUGUACUUUUUUUUCAGCCUAAUUUUUGCUACUUCAAAAGCUAUAUGUCUUCUACUACAAGAAAUGACCCGCUGGAAAAUCCCAAAUAUCCGCCUAAAAACAUCUGGUCAGCCACAGUUUGGGGAGCUACAGUUGUGUAUGCUUGGUUGAGUGUUUAUAAUUAUAAUCGCGGUAGACAUUUUGAGUUUAACAUGCAGGAGCUGUAUAUCAAGAAGAGCUGCCUUCCAUUUAGAAAAAAAGUGCUGUCUGCUUUUCUAUUUCAAGUCAGAAUGCCUGGUGUGAGAAAAGGUCUAUUGAAAUGAUGGGGAUUCGAAACUCAUUCUCUGGCAAACACAAAGGCAUGCGUAUAACAAAAAAAGUUCUUUCUACAUCACAUUUCUACAAAUUCACUUGAUUUUCUCAACUCUUUAGGUGUGGCUGUUCAUUACCUGCUCAGAUUAUUCUUUAAAAUUCUUAUGACAUCGUUUUCUGCACUGCGUUUGACUUGUUUCUCAUAUUCGUUCUGGUUGAUGAGAGCAGCUUUACAGCUGGGAGGUAGUACUUUAAUAUCAAACCAGAAAGCCACUAUAGUAACCACUCUGCUUGACCUUCAGGUUCACAAAGUAGCGCUUUAAGGAGGUAAUCAUUUUAUGCUUCUAAGGACCGGCAAAAUUUAAAACAAAGGUCAUUUGGUUGUCUACUAUUUUUCCUCUUGCUUCUCUCUGGUCUGUGCACGCUGUCAAACUGCGCAUUUUAAUUUAAUCAUAAUUCCAGUAUAAUUACAGCCUUGUCAUGUGAGCGGCAUUCAGCCUGUGAAAUACAGUUUUGUGUUCUUCCUGUGAUGUAUGAGUUUAGGCUCACCCUCAUGCAAUGCAUUAUGGAGACCUUGACUGGAAAAUUGCGUUGUCAGUUACUGUUGGCCCUUUAUUGAGACCUGUAUUUCAUACCUUGGUUCCACAUGAUUGAAAUGACUGCUGCUGCCUCACAUGAAUCAAUAUCUUAACUAAGAGUAAUCACAAAUCCCGGCAUCUUUCAGUUGUUCGAGAACAAUUGAUAUUUUAUGAAAUAAGUCCCUUUUUCUCAGCUUGUACUCGGCACCCUUACUUGGGAGCAUAGCUGGGAUGGUUGCAUGUAAAAUCCAAAUAUAAUGGCAGCAAAGUGUCGUUUUUACUACUCUUACAUAAACCAUUGAAAUUGGAUGUCUGCUCAGUCAUUUAUCUGGUUUACACAGCUCCUGUCUUUGCUACACAAAAUUGUACUUGUAAAAUAUUUGCUCAGUCCGUGCAUAUUAACUACAAAUCCUCAGUCAAACGUGCUCCUUUAAAGGGGGGGUUGGUCUUCUUUUGUGCAGCAUUGGGUAAAAAGCGGAAUGUUAACAAAGCUACACUUGCCGGGUUAUUUAAAGCAUUUAUUUGAUUAAUUGAAAACACUUAAAAGAUAUGAGAAUAUUGUUUUGUGAAUUUUGUUAUCAUUUGUCCUCUAUCGUCUCUUAUUUAGGAUGGUGGAGGGCAGCUCCUGUAAGGUUGACAGUGAGAUGUUCCCUUGGUUCAGGCUUCCAAACAGUCUGGGGCUCCUUUAGGUAACGGGUCUGAGGUGGGAACCACAGGAAAACAUUGUUUUCUUAAAGGUUCUUAAAAGUUCUUUCAGUUUUACAGAGGUGGCUUUAUUAACUUGGCUUGAUCACCAUGACAUCCUGAAUCAGUUUGUGCUGAAUCAAAUGUAGAGGCUACAUAAAACUUACCUACUAUUGCAGCCAUCUCACCAGUUGAAAGAGUUUCAUUUUGACAUGGACCAUAACUUGUGAUUUUUGUGCAUAUUCCUCAUAAUGAUUCGGUCUUGAAACACUCAGUUGGUGUUUUCUUUGAUGUAAGUCAAAGAGCUCUAUGUGCAUCUGUCAGGAGAGGAACUGCAUUCAGUGAAUGAUGAAUACAUUAAAUUUCCCCCGUUUAAAAUGA
Molecule: messenger RNA, 3781 nt
Organism: Menidia menidia (Atlantic silverside)
Lineage: Eukaryota; Metazoa; Chordata; Actinopteri; Atheriniformes; Atherinopsidae
Source: the annotation of a GenBank genome assembly